Messenger RNA from Rhagoletis pomonella (apple maggot), 2164 nucleotides. RefSeq names its product SHC-transforming protein 1 (gene Shc). Gene Ontology annotation, cellular component: plasma membrane. The record is from RefSeq and is a predicted model, not a curated record. Gene Ontology annotation, molecular function: receptor tyrosine kinase binding. Gene Ontology annotation, biological process: intracellular signal transduction; cell surface receptor protein tyrosine kinase signaling pathway. The transcript has 6 exons. The coding region runs from base 132 to 1574 and encodes 480 amino acids. Lineage: Eukaryota; Metazoa; Arthropoda; Insecta; Diptera; Tephritidae.
CAUAAAUGCCAACCGCUGAUGUAAAAUUGCACAGCAGAAUCGACUGAAUAUUAUAAAUUUACAUACAACAAUACAUACAUACAUACAUAUUAUAAAACACAUAACUGUAUCCGCAUCAAAGGACACAAAAAAUGCCACGCAAUGGCUGUGAGGCCAAUGGAGGCGUUGCCAGCGAUGGUUGCGCAUAUCCCGAUGAGCUGAUCAUGGAGCAGGGUGUUUCGUUCAAUGUGCGGUACACCGGCUGCGUGGAGGUGAAAACUUCAAUGAAAUUGCUGAACUUUGAAACGAGAACCAAAGUUGCGCGCGAAUGCAUCAAUCGCGUGUGCGAGGCUGCUGGCCUCAAAUCCGUUGGCAAACGACGUGUGGACAAGAAAAUACUGCACUUCAUCUCUGAUCGGCCGCACAUGCAGAAUGCCGGCACAAAUGUCAUAAUCAACGUAUCUAGUCGAGCACUGGAUUUGGUGAACGCGGAGACGGGCCAACGCAUAGCCAGUCACAAUAUGCCACACAUUUCCUUUGCAUCCGGCGGGGAUUCGGACACUUUGGACUUUCUGGCAUACAUCGCCAAGAAUGAGGACGAGUGGCGUGCUUGCUACGUGCUCGAGUGCAUUGGCGGACAGAGUGAAGACUUAAUAUUGACAAUCGGUAAAGCAUUUAUGCUGCGCUUUAAUGCAAUCAAACAUUUGAAAAAUCAAGCCGUUCUAAAUCUCAACACACCCGUAGAGAAUAGCAAAGACUACUAUAAUGAUUUGCCCGACAAAUUACCGCCAGACUUGCUGAGCGAAAACGAUUUACCGCCAGAGUUGCAGAAGCAAUUGUUGUUACAACAUCAGCAGCAACAACAACAGCAAAGCAGGCAGUCACAAUUACCUCAACACAAAAUCGGGCAGCUAAAUUUGAAAAAACCGCGUGAUCGUCUUAGCAGUAAUCUGAUUGAUUUGAAUAGUCCACCACCCGAUCAAAGUUCGGCCAAUGUGAACCUCAGCAACUUCGAUCCAAUGGCCGAUACAGAGGGCGCAUGUGCGUUGCCACAAGCGCCCGUGCGUGAUGUCUUCGAUAUGCAACCAUUUUCCCUCUCCGCUGAAGUGCAACGUUCACAACUCAACACCGAAUUGUGGUUCCAUACGGGCAUUAGUCGUCAGAUUUCAGAGAGUAUGCUUAAAAAUGAUGGCGAUUUUUUGGUACGUGAAUCUCAGGGUAAACAUGGCCAGUAUGUGCUCACCGGUUUGGAGGUAAAAACACCCAAGCAUUUACUACUUAUCGAUCCGGAAGGUGUAGUGCGUACGAAGGAUCGCAUUUUUGAUAGUAUCAGCCAUUUGAUUAACUAUCAUUGGGCUAACUCAUUGCCGAUUAUAUCAGAGGAUUCGGAGUUGGUAUUACGCAAUCCGGUGUUGCGGCAAGCACCAGGGCAAAAACAGCAGCAACAGGAACAGCGGCAGCAGCAUGCAGUGCAUUCGGCAGCUGCCACCAGCGCCAGUAGUGCAGCGCAUCAUCAUCACUUACCGCCACAACAGCAGCAGCAGCAACAGCAACAUCAGCAUACACAUCAUGCGCGACCGGUGGUGAAUUCUUGAGGAGCCUUCGGUAAGCUACCACCGGAGCAUGGAAGGAAUUGAUAAAGCAUUGAGAUUUUUUUUUUAAUAAAUAGUAUAUAAAAACAUUUCGCAAUUAAGUAGCAAUUGUAAUAGAUUAGGCGCACUUAGUAAAGUAGCUGUGAAGCAGUUAAGCGAAAAAUUUUAUGUGCAUAUAAGCGUGUAUUUUAUACAUAUGUAUAGCAGAAGUAGUUUUCGAUAAUCCUAAAAAUAGUUUUCUAAACUGUAUUAAUGAGUUAAGGUGUACAUUCAACGUGCUUUACGCAUUUCUAAUUUUUUCAUGCAAUCUUCUUAGAUCUACCUUAGGCUUUUAAGUUAAAUGUUUAAUUUGUGUUUCAUUUAACAGCAAUUUUAUACAGUAUAAUAAAAAAAUUAAAUAUAUGUAUGUACAUAAAUCUGUUUAAACUUUUAUUUUUUUUCUCUUUUUUUUUAAACACACAUGUUUCGCUUUGAUUUAAAAAUUUGGUUUUCUACAGAAUUAAUUUAAUGUCCAUAUAGGUAUGUAUCUACAUUAGGCUGCAUCACUCCCCAUACAAAAAAAAAAUCCGUACUGUUUUUCCACCGGAAUUAUA